Molecule: messenger RNA, 2286 nt
Organism: Knipowitschia caucasica
Lineage: Eukaryota; Metazoa; Chordata; Actinopteri; Gobiiformes; Gobiidae
Source: the annotation of a GenBank genome assembly
AUGAGAGAGCAGCUGGGAGGACAGUCAUUGACACGGAGAAGGAACACGGGCUGCCAGCGCAAUAACCAGGCCUGCUACGAUCCCAGCUACCCCGAAAACACCAGCCGAGCAUGGGCUAAGGAGCGCUGCGGUGUGCCCUGCGCUGGGAAGCCGACACGAAGAGCACAUAACCGGGCUGCUGUGGCUGCUGCGGCUGCAUGGAUCCCCUCUGCGGUGGCUCUGUCGACACUAAACAGGAAGGGACAGUCCACAUCCUUGGUUGUUAAAGAGGAGAUCUCCGACGACAACGCCAAGCUGCCCUGCUUCAACGGGAGAGUGGUGUCCUGGUUGGUGCUGGCAGAGAGCUCGCACUCAGACGGCGGUUCCCAGUGCACUGAGAGCCACCCGGACCUCCCCCCGCCGCUGGAGAGAACCGGGGGCAUAGGCGACUCCCGGCCCCCCUCUUUUCAUGCCAAUGCGGUGAGCAGUCGAGACGGCCUGGACACAGAGACGGGGACAGACUCUCUGCUGAGCCAUCGGAGGGAGAGGGAGCGAGAGCGCGCCCGGAGGAGAGUCAGGGAAACGCAGCUACCGCGGAUCAACGGUCACUCCAAAUCAGAGCGUACGGCCCGAGACUCCGCCAUGGGCUACGACAGCACGUCCAUCAUGAGCAGCGAGCUGGAGUCCAGCUCUUUUGUGGACAGUGAGGAGGACGAGGACGCCAGCAGGCUCAGCAGUUCCACGGAGCAGAGCUCGUCGUCACAGCUGAUGCGGCGGCACAAGCGGCGGCGGCGGAGGCAUAAAGUGACCAAGAUCGACCGCUCCUCCUCGUUCAGCAGCAUCACAGACUCCACCAUGAGCCUCAACAUCAUCACUGUCACUCUCAAUAUGGAGAAGUAUAAUUUCCUGGGCAUCAGUAUCGUGGGUCAGAGUAACGACCGGGGCGACGGCGGCAUCUACAUCGGCUCCAUCAUGAAAGGGGGAGCGGUGGCUGCGGACGGGAGGAUCGAGCCUGGAGACAUGCUGCUGCAGGUGAAUGAAGUCAACUUUGAGAACAUGAGCAACGAUGACGCCGUCAGAAUCCUCAGAGAAAUCGUUUCCAAAACCGGUCCUAUUAGUCUUACUGUUGCCAAAUGCUGGGACCCGUCUCCCAGAAGCUACUUCACAAUUCCACGUGCCGAACCGGUGAGGCCCAUAGACCCCGCAGCCUGGAUAUCCCACACCACAGCUUUGACAGGACCAUUCCCACACUACGAGUUUGACGACUUGCCGCUGUCCGUCGCUAAGACAGACAUGGCCACGAUGGUGAAGGUGAUGCAGCUGCCCGACUCUGGUCUGGAGAUCCGCGACAGGAUGUGGCUGAAGAUCACCAUCGCCAACGCUGUGAUCGGUGCGGACGUGGUGGACUGGCUCUACUCCAGAGUGGAGGGAUUCAAAAAACGUCUCGAUGCCAGAAAAUACGCCAGCAGUUUGCUCAAACACGGAUACCUGCGACACACAGUGAACAAGAUCACCUUCUCUGAGCAGUGCUACUACACCUUUGGGGACCUCUGCCAAAACAUGGCCUCUCUGAACCUGAACGAGGGCUCCAGUGUCGGCGGCUCGGAGCAGGACACGCUGGCCCCUCUCCCUCCGGCCGCCAACCCCUGGCCCCUGGGAGGACAGCCGUUCCCGUACCCCGCCUUCCCCUCGGCGCCCCCCAGCUUCCCCCCCGGAUACUCGGACCCCUGCCACAGCUUCCACAGCGGCAGUGCGGGCAGCCAGCACAGCAAGGCAUGUGGAGGCGCACUAGGGAGGUGUGUGUGUAAUUCUGUUGUUCCUCUGUUUAUGCUGGGCUACGGUAGACUGAAGGAGGAGGUAGACCCAGGACAUGGGGGAUCCGGAAGCCGGAGCAGUGGCUCCAACCCGAGUGCAGGCAAAGGGCAGCGCUGCUCUCCUCAGGAGAAGGGCCCUGAGCCUGAGACCCCCACAGCCCCCAGAGGUCACGCCCGCUCCAGCCAAUCACACCGCGGCCAGCCGUCCUUCAGCCAUGCCCCCGGCUCCUGCGCCCACAGUGACAGGAGCCACGCCUCUUCCUACGGGCCCCCAGGCUUACCUCCUCCAUACUGCCUGGCACGCCUCGCCCCCAAACUCUCAGGGGGCAGUGGCACUCCCCCUGGAGCCCCUCCUGGAGCCCCUCCUGGAGCCCCUCCUGGAGCCCCCCCGGGCCGAGAGCUGGCCUCUGUCCCUCCUGAACUGACCGCCAGCCGCCAGUCCUUCCAGCACGCCAUGGGAAACCCCUGCGAGUUCUUUGUGGACAUCAUGUGA